Mangifera indica (mango) is the source of this 1344-nucleotide messenger RNA. RefSeq names its product pentatricopeptide repeat-containing protein At1g63150-like. Bases 1 to 1344 code for a protein of 447 amino acids. The transcript has 6 exons. The record is from RefSeq and is a predicted model, not a curated record. Gene Ontology annotation, molecular function: protein binding. Lineage: Eukaryota; Viridiplantae; Streptophyta; Magnoliopsida; Sapindales; Anacardiaceae.
AUGAUCGAUGAUCUCCAGGUAACAUCUUUUCCUCUUCAGCAUCUCUUCAUUCCGGUCAUGCUCCUUCUUGUCCUCUUCAGCAUCAAGUGGACUCAUCUUUGUCAAGACGAAGAUGAAUCAUCUUUGUCUGACAAAGAGUCUUCGUCUUUGGACAAAGACGAUUCAUCUUCAUCGAUGACAAAGCUGAGGAGGACUGGAAGGAGCACGACCGGAAGGAAGAGAUGUUGUUUGGAGAUUGUCGGUUGUCGUCAGAAAAUUCAAUCUGAAAGUUUGGAAACCCUGGAGGGAAAUGCUUCUGCUAAUGCACUGCAAGUUGCUGAUUAUGAAGCAAAGAUUCAAUCUUUGAGAAACAAGCCAUACCCGCAUGAUCUUAUCCGGGUUUUGGAUAGCACUGGCGACUUGAACUCUGCUCCAGAUGGGUUGAUUUAUAGGGAGUUAAUUAGAUGCACGUGUGAGACCCAUACUUUAGAUGAUGCGAAUUAUCUUCUUGAAGAGAUGAUGGAAAACGGUAGAACACCUGCUGUUGAUGUGCUUGUUGAUCUAGUAGUAGGACUUUGUGCUAUGCUUGAAGGCUGCUGCAAUGCUGGUAAAGCUAUUUUGGCAAAAAGUAUCCCGGACAAAAUGGAUGAGAGAAACAUAACUGAUUUUCCUGACUCUGCGACAUACUCAGCUCUUGUUGUAGCCAACUGUCGAUUGAGAAAGACUCAUGGAGAGCCUUUGCCAGGCAGGAAAGAUUUGGAGGCUGCUGAAGUAUUUCAUUACAUGUCGAAGAACAGAUGCUCCCUCAGUCCUUCUUACAAUAUGCUGAUAGGUGGCAUGUGUAACAUGGGACAAGUGGAUAAAGCAAUUAGGCUACGGGGUUUUGCUUACAGUUCUAAUACUCCUUAUACUACUCAAACUUACACGACAAUCAUGCAUGGAUUGUCAAAAUUAAAAAUGGCUAAAGGACUAAUGGUAAUUCUCUCACAAAUGUUGGUGGACAGUUGUGCUGUUGAUGUGGAAGUAUAUUGCAUCCUCAUACACAGCAUGAGUGCACAAACUGAACUAGGGAUUCUGCUUUCUUUUUCAAUUGGGAUUGAUAAACUAGUUUCUAAUAGUGAUAUUUUGGAUUCAUCUAUGUAUAACAUACUAAUCAACAGCCUCCGGAAAGAGGGUCUAAAAAGUGAGGCUUCCCGAUUAUUGGAUCUGAUGUUAGAAAAAGGUUGGGUACCAGAUGCUACAACGCACGGACUGUUGGUUGGGUCUUUUAUCAAAAGAGAUACAGAUGGCGAAACAUUUGCAUAUGAGGAUUCCAUGCAAGAUAGUGUUAGCAACAUUCUUGCCGAGGGAAUGGGAAAUACAUGA